Messenger RNA from Cornus florida, 3527 nucleotides. RefSeq names its product aspartic proteinase 36. Bases 134 to 1516 code for a protein of 460 amino acids. The record is from RefSeq and is a predicted model, not a curated record. Gene Ontology annotation, molecular function: aspartic-type endopeptidase activity. The transcript is spliced from 10 exons. NCBI's taxonomy places the organism in Eukaryota, Viridiplantae, Streptophyta, Magnoliopsida, Cornales, Cornaceae. Gene Ontology annotation, biological process: proteolysis.
CUCUCUCACUUGAAAGUCUCUAUCGGUGACUCUCUGCCCACUUUCCAACUUUCGUCGUCGUGAUGUUAUUUGCCUUUCCCUUCCCUUUCGUCAUCUCCAGUCCCCCAAAUCAAUUGAAGCUACGACAUCGACGAUGAUAAUCAUGACCUUCGCUAGAUGUUCCUCCAGUUUUGCAGCGAAAAUCGCUCAAUUAUCGAUAUUAUUGUUGCUCUUGAUCUCUACUUGUACUAGUUAUGUCUCUGCAAGUGGUGGAGUGAUCAACGUCAAUUACAAAUUCGCCGGCGUGGAACGCUCCCUCAGUGCCCUAACAGCUCACGACAGCCUCCGACACCUUCGGAUGCUCGCCGGCGUCGACCUUCCCCUUGGCGGAACUGGCCGCCCUGAUGCCGUCGGGCUUUACUAUGCGAAGAUUGGGAUUGGAACACCUGCAAGGGAUUACUAUGUUCAAGUAGAUACUGGAAGUGACAUAAUGUGGGUUAAUUGUAUCCAGUGCAAAGAAUGCCCCGAAAGAGGAUACCACGGUUUGGAACUUACACUAUACAACCCGAAGGACUCGCUUACUGGCAAAUUGGUUUCAUGUGAUCAACAAUUUUGUUUAGAUAUCCAUGGCAGUUCAGCUUCCAGCUGCAUGGCUAACCAAUCCUGUCUAUAUACUCAGUCAUAUGGAGAUGGAAGCUUUAGUAUUGGGUACUUUGUAAAGGAUGUUGUCCAAUAUGAUCGAGUAUCUGGAGAUCUCCAAACUAAAUCCGCAAAUGGAAGUGUCAUAUUUGGGUGUGGUGCUAGACAAUCCGGGGAUCUUAGUUCAUCUGAAGAAGCACUUGACGGGAUACUUGGCUUUGGAAAAUCAAAUUCAUCUAUGAUUUCACAGUUGGCUUCAUCUGGAAAAGUGAAAAAGAUGUUUGCACAUUGCUUAGAUGGUGUAAAUGGUGGUGGCAUCUUUGCAAUUGGGCAUGUUGUGCAGCCCAAAGUUAACACAACUCCGUUGGUACCAGACCAGCCACAUUACAAUGUCAAUAUGACGGCAGUUGAAGUUGGUCGUGAUAUUCUAAAUCUUCAAACAGAUGUAUUUGAGGUUGGAGACAAGAAAGGGACAAUAAUUGAUAGUGGUACAACCUUGGCUUAUCUUCCAGAGGUGAUUUAUGGGCCAUUAGUAAACAAGAUACUGUCUUGGCAGCCUGAUUUGAAAUUACACACUCUUCACGAACAGUAUACAUGCUUUCAAUACUCUGGGAGCGUUGAUGAUGGAUUCCCCAAUGUCACUCUCCAUUUUGAAAAUUCACUUGUUUUGAAGGUUUAUCCUCACGAUUAUCUAUUCCCCUUCGAUGGUUUAUGGUGUAUUGGUUGGCAAAACAGUGGGAUGCAAUCCAGGGACAGUAAGGACAUGAUCCUUUUGGGAGAUCUAGUACUCUCAAAUAAGCUAGUCUUGUAUGAUCUUGAGAAUCAGGUUAUUGGAUGGACUGAGUAUAACUGGCUUACAAGAAGAAAGCAGCAUCAAAGAGAAGAGGAGAAGAAAUAGAAAAAGGAAUAAUUUAUAUUUCUCAUUUCUAAAAGCAUUUUGUGCAUAAUAGAUUCUGUCGCAAAAACCAUCCUAAGUUGGAGAACCAAAAUCUACUAUGGCAAUCUGCCACAUAGCACAAAAUUGACCUACCCCGCUAUGCCUUAUAUGCAAUUUGCCUACUCUUUUUGUAUAAAGGAGUACAGAUGGAGCCUGCAGUUAGCUUAUCCCUGAUCAGGGAUUGUAAACUUCAAUAUGUUUGUUUUGGUGCUGGAUUAUCUUGUUGGGCAGUGACCUCAUUUAAAAAAGUCUUUUAAACCACAGUGGCUCAGAUAGUCUUUUUCUCGUGGCUCCAUACCCCUACAUCCGCAGUGAAUUUAUAACUGGUAUUGGCCAUUGCACUCUUUUUUUUGUUUUUCAAUAUAUCUAAAACUCUCAGACCUUUUAAUUAGCAGAGGAUUCAGCUCGGUCUAUAUCAGUUUAAGCCUUUACCCUUAGAUGACUAUAGUUGGAAAAAUAGUAGACCUCUUGUUGGAUAAGAUAUAAAACAUUUGAGAUACUGGUUCUAGAAGCAUGCACAACCUGUCUUGCAAAGCCCAGGGCAUAUUCUACAUGUCGGUGUCUGAGUGAAAGAUAAGUCUACCCAGUAGCCAAUAUCUUAAAAGAUGUUCUUCAUCAACAUGAGGCUAUGCCUCUUUAAGCAUCUCAUCAAUGGUUUUCUUCAAUGGUUGUAUCUGGUUCUCUUGCUCCAAACUUUUUUCUAUUAUUCAGGAACCCAUUAUAUAUACUUUCUAUGUGGAAUAUAAACUCACUUUUGUAAUAUUGUUACGUCUAGCCACAAUAAUGUCUAAUGAAGCAAGGUCAUAAAUAUUAAACUCCCUAAUGAGAAAUUAUUUCAACUGCACCAUCUCCUCGAGGUCACAUGUCAGUAGGACAAAGAUGUGUAAUAAUAAAUUUAAACCCCAUUAUUUGAAAGACUCCUCAAUUUAUGCAUAGCUCUGUACGCAGCUGGUCUACAUCCCUAUUAUUCGAGUAUGUAUUAGAAGAUGACUUACAAGAUUAUUUCUUUGCGGAGGAUGGAAUAAGUUCAUUAUCAGCCUACUAUGGUAUUUAUUUGCUCAAUACUCCAUUAGUAAUACAGAAAAAAUAUAUGGAUUUCCUUGAAUUGGGCUUAGAAGGAAGAAGAGGAGCUAGUUUUUGUUGACUACUUGACCAUGUGAUAGGAAGUCAGGUAUUAACCAUAUAGAUUUGUCUUUGUGCAAUUGUCAAAGAAACCAGAAACGGAGAUUGUACGGUCAUCCUGAAAAAUUAUGUGAUUGGAAAGACAACUUUAAUUAUGCUUAGACAUUCAGUUAUAUAUAUAUAUAUAGGUGUCCUUUUCAAUGUCAUGCGAAGAAAAAUUAGGUUUUUAUCAUGUUUAGGUGCAAGUGUUUACGUCAUAAUAUCAGCAACAUGAUAGUCCAUUACUGAUUUUUUUUCUUUUUUUUUCAUUGGCAAAAAACUCGCACACCCAUUACAUAGUCCAUUACUGUUUUUUCCAAUACCAUUUCUGUUCGUUGUUCACGUAGUACAUGUACAUAGCAUUUUUCUUGCAUUCUUCCCUCUUUUUCUUUUAAUGGAGGAAUUUGAAAGUACCAGUUUCUGUAUUACUGAUUUGCUAAUUUAUAGUUGAAGUAGUUAAGCUUUUCUAUAGUCUGGUUUCAGACAGAUGGAGUGGUAGAAUGAUGUCUAAAAUCAUAUCUGAUAUGUGUCAAAGUGAUUGAAUUUGUAAACAAAUCAUGGUCCAUUUUUUUAAACUUCAGAGUGUUCCACUUUGGAUCUGUUAAAUUUGCAAGAUGUAUAUACGUGACUUGGUGCUCGGGGUUUAAACUUCCAAUAUUUUGUAAACUGAUGCUACUUUAUAACGAUUGAAGUUUAAACCUGUUUUGAAUCUUUAAAAUUUUAGGCAUGGUUAAAGGAAUGUAAAUGUAAGAAAUCCUUAUAUUUUGUCACAGGCAACAUUUAGUUUUACUUUUGACUCGUUUAUUGUUGA